This is a messenger RNA of Phaedon cochleariae (mustard beetle), 3423 nucleotides long. Lineage: Eukaryota; Metazoa; Arthropoda; Insecta; Coleoptera; Chrysomelidae. The record is from the annotation of a GenBank genome assembly.
AUUCGUGUCAAAGAUGGAUUCCAAUCCUGACGUUCAAGAACACGAAUCGUGUGCGAAAAGAAUCAAACUCGAUCUCGGAGAGUCUAAUAUUGGUGAAUUGUGCAAUGGAGAAGGUUUUUCUUGUUUUUCCACAUCGUCCACGGGCCCGAUUGACAUCUCAGAAGGCAUCUCUGCCGAUGGCGAUUCGGGCUACGAGGCGUCCACCCUGGAGUCCAUGCCGACCCCCUGCUCCUCCUACCACAAGUCGCCGCACGCCGAGAGCGUGUCGGGCGUGUCCGACUGUUUCCGGCAAACUCCGUCAUCACAAUCCGACGCGUUGGACGUCAGCCAGGACGGCCUUGAGGCGGACGAGAAUGACGAGGAUGACGAUGACGAUGCGUCAACUGUCAGUCAGCUGAGCGGACUGUCGGACCUGUCGGGACAGGAUUGGAAGCCGAUGGCCGGCAGCAUGAUAUGGAUUCAACAGCAAAUGCAGAAGGGUGUCAACCCUAGGGAAUUGCUGUCGGAAUUGGGUGUUGACUAUGGCCAAAUACCAGACUACGUGGAUGACGUCACCAUAUGGAAAAUUGUUAUAAACAUGUUGGCUGAACCUCCACGCAGAAAUAAGCUGAGACACGUCAAUACUCUAGAUGAUGUCGUAAGAUUAUUAAAAGGUGCCCAAAAUAUAAUUGUUCUGACAGGAGCUGGUGUUUCGGUAUCUUGCGGCAUUCCCGACUUCCGAUCCAGGGACGGCAUCUAUUCCAGACUGGCCAUCGAUUUCCCUAAUCUUCCAGAUCCCCAGGCCAUGUUCGACAUCAGCUUUUUCAGCCAGGACCCGAGACCGUUCUUCAAAUUCGCCAGGGACAUCUAUCCAGGAAAAUUCAAGCCCAGCCCUUGUCACAGGUUUAUAAAGCUGAUGGAGAAACACAGGAAACUUCUGCGCAACUACACGCAAAAUAUCGACACUUUGGAGAAGGAGGCACACAUCGAAAGCGUCAUCGAAUGUCACGGUUCUUUUGCCACUGCCACGUGCACCAAAUGCGGACAUAAAGUGACGGCGGACGCGAUCAGAGACAUUGUUUUGGCACAAAAAAUCCCGUUGUGCUCGGUGUGCCACCUGGGCAAAGAAAGUGCCGUCACCACUGACGAUUUGAAAUCGUUGGCAGAAGGCAGGGAUUUUAGGGAACUGGUGGCAUCCGGGAUAAUGAAGCCGGACAUAGUCUUUUUCGGCGAAGGCCUGCCGGACACCUUCCACGAGGCCAUAGCACGAGACAAAUCCGAAUGCGAUCUUCUGUUGGUGAUUGGCAGCUCCCUCAAAGUUCGCCCGGUCGCACUCAUUCCCAGCUCACUGCCCGCCCACGUGCCCCAAAUACUCAUCAACAGGGAACCGUUACCGCAUUGCCACUUCGAUGUGGAGCUUCUCGGCGAUUGCGACGUCAUCAUCAAUCAUCUCUGUCGAUUAUUGGGGAACAAGUGGGAGGAGGGGAUCUCCAGCGAUGAGCAGGAGUUGCACCAGUGUCAAACGCUGCUGCCUUUGGAAAAAGAUUCAUCUGUCAAAUCGACGGAUUACUUGCUGGAGGAUGUAGGUGGCAGUAGUAGUAGCAUUUGUCGAUGUGACGUCACUCGUGCAACAACGGACACAGACGUUCUGGCCUGUAAUUAUUGUACGUGCCCGAAGCUGGUCGAGGAGGACAGAGAGUCGAGAUGCGGUAGUACGGGCAAAGAGCGACACAUGUCGAUCGAUUCGGCCCGUGAUUCCGGCAUCGGGGAAAAUUCCAAUUUCACCGAAGACAACAAAUACGACGACGCGGAAGAGAACAACGGCAGCGGGGACAGCUUCUCGUUGGAGAUUUGCAAUGAGCCGUCCACCUCGGUCGAGGAGCGGUGUCCCUCUACCGGCGAAAGCCACACGGACCUUCGUGGCUACUGGCAACCCAAGGUGAAGAAGAGCCUGGCUGACCGACUACCAACGAACUCCUUCCACCUGGUGCCUCCCAGUCGGUACGUCUUUCCCGGGGCCGAGGUGUUUUACGACCCGGACGAGAAACAGCCCUUCGAGGAGGAAGAGGGCGACUCUUCUUCCUCCUCCUCUUCCGCGUCUUCGGAUCAAGAGUCCGGCGGCGAGUAGCUGUUGUCUUUUUAUUGAGUUUUUCUUCGGUCUUUAUUCGUCCGUACACAACGCGUCUGCAACUAGGAACAUUUUUUAUUGGCGACAGGAUGCGAUUUUGCGGGAUUUCUUGGCUGAUACAGAGAAUGUUUGCUAAUUAGGCUAAUCACUUUAGCAAAAAUGGAGAAAAAAGGCAACAGAGCAUUUCAAACUUUUAUAGAAGUUGUAUUUUGGUGUUGAAUGGAACUAUACAAAUUUGUCCCCUCGUACAAUGCCGGCAACAUUGUUAAAAAUGUGAAUAUCAACAAUUUUGGUUAUUUUGCAGAGAAAAAAUGCAAAAGAGUGGCAAAACAAAAGAAAUAUUUGUUCUCUAAUUAUGCGACCAUUUCCGAGUGUGGCAUCACAGGCCAGACCAUCACAACAUGUUUUUUCAUCUAUUUCAAACAGCGAAGCCUUUAUCUCACUUAAACAUUUCAAUGCCACACCCUGUAUAUCGGAAACGAAGUCCCUACGCAAACAUAUUUAAUGAGGUUCCCAUCUUAAAAUGUGUGUCUUUUCUGUGGAAGGUUACAAAAUAUCACUUUUUCGUCAAUUUUUUUUCCCUCACUGCCUCACAAAGAUUAUGCUGGAGUUGAAAAAUUGAAAACUAACUAAAAAAAACAAAUGCCAGAAAUCUAGUGUUUAUCUCCAGAAUUGAAUAAGGAUGGAGCAAUACAAUGCAUGGGAGCUUCGAAUAACGAACGAAUUACAAAAUAUCACUUUUUCAUAAAUUUUUUUUCCCUCACUGCCUCACAAAGAUUAUGCUGGAGUUGAAAAAUUGAAAACUAACUAAAAAAAACAAAUGCCAGAAAUCUAGUGUUUAUCUCCAGAAUUGAAUAAGGAUGGAGCAAUACAAUGCAUGGGAGCUUCGUUUCCGAUAUACAGGGUUUCAUAGUUUGUAUGACCCCAAAAGUGUAUCAUCGUGCAGGUAUUCAAGAAGGCUUGAUAGCCUCAAAUAUUGCGUUUUAAAAGUGUACCAGGCAAACUCUGACAUACAAACAAUUCGAAUUGCUCGAUAUAAUUCAUGAAAGUGUCACUUUCAGCUCCUAAUUCUUCAGCCUAAAAUCUGAACCAUGAGAAUGCACUGAGCAAAGUAGCAUUCUGUAAGUAAUAAGUAUACGUUUUGCAAUAUACAGAGUGUUUAUUUUUUUAUCUAGUGGAAGGGAAGCUAAUUCAACUAAUCUAAUAUUAUUUUCGUUCCUUGAAAUUCCGAAAAUCGUUCAGGAAAAUGUUCUCAGUUGCAAGUAUGGAUGUUCACUUGUUGUCUUUUUAUUGAUAUUUUAUGGACGCGUGUCUGU